UAAAUAAAUGGAAGACUAUUCAAACAAGAGUUCGGACUACCAAGUUAGCGAAGCUGGCCAGUCAGAGCCUAAUUUCGAGCAUGUAUGGAAGAAGAACGACAGAAAGGCUCAAAAGAACGGACCUCAUAGGAGCAUCUACUGGGUAAAGAAGAACACUAAGCUCAACACUGAUAAGGGUGCUCGAGAACCAGUCUCGUCUCUUCAGACGAAAUGGGUCUCCAGCAGCAGAUACAUCGGAGAUUGGAAGGAAAACACCAAGGAAGGAUUUGGCAUCCAAAUCUACAAAAAUAAGGAUAAGUACGAAGGCCUCUGGGCUAACAACAUGAGGCAUGGCCAAGGCACAUACUGGAGAAAUGAGGCUGGCAAGCUCAAGAGAGAGUAUACCGGCGACUGGUUUGAAGACAAGAAGCACGGUAGAGGUACCUUCUUUUAUAAGAACGGUGACCGGUACGACGGAUUCUGGGUCAACGGCAAACCACAAGGAGAAGGUCGGAUUAUAUACGAAAGCCAGGAUAUUUAUGAAGGUCAAUGGCACGAAGGCAAGAAGAGCGGUUAUGGUGUCCUCGUUAAGAAAAAUGGUGACCAUUUUGAAGGGCACUGGGUCAAUGAUAAGAAAGAAGGCCAAGGAAGUUACCUAUUUUCAGAGAAAAAUAAACUGUUUGUAGGAGAAUGGGUCGAUGAUAACCCAAAAUGUGGAAUUUAUACAGAAGUUGAAGAUAAAGAGGCACCUGUGGGCAAUGAUAGACCUCAUUUUAUGGAUGAUUAUCAAAUGCCAAAACUUCCUUCUAUUAAAUUAGAAAACCCAACUGAAAUUCUUGAGAAAGCAAUGGGUAGAACAAAGAAGGAAAGAGCUAGAUAUAGAGCUCAGUAUAUUCCUCUAGAUGAGAUGUUCACUAAUCAAGAGCUUGAAGAUCUGCAACAAGCAUUUGAUUCCGUUGCUCAGGGAGAAUCUGAAGUGAACAUGCUUACCCUAAAGACACUUUUCUCUGACAUUGGUAUCUUCCCAUCAGACGAAAUGCUCAAUGAUCUGCUCAAGAGUCUUGGAAAAGAAAUUGACGAUGAUGAAAUUAGUUUUGAACUCUACGCCAGAUCAGUUGCAUUACUGCUUGAAGAAAAUCACCAUAUGGAUGAUAAUAGCGAUGCAAAUCCUGGAGUUGAGAAGGAAUCCCCAAUGAAGUCUGCCCAUGAAUCUGAUAUUAACAUGGGAGAUUAUCAGCAAGAGUAUUCGCAGGAAUAUGAUGAAAUGUAA
Molecule: messenger RNA, 1249 nt
Organism: Moneuplotes crassus
Lineage: Eukaryota; Ciliophora; Spirotrichea; Euplotida; Euplotidae
Source: the annotation of a GenBank genome assembly